ACACUGACCACGAUGGCGACUGCUGAAACCAUGAUGCCCACUUCGCCCUCGGAUGGCCUGUCGAAGCGAAAGAGAUCGGACUCUCUUGAAGUUUCGGAGCAGCCACCGUCAAGUCGGCGAAGGUCCCUCUCGCCUCCGUCAAGCCGCCUUGUCGAGGUGCCGAAGGUUGUCGACGUUGACCCCGCCCGUCGCGCGGAACGCGAGCGACAGCUAGCAGCCCGCAUAGCUGAGAAGGAGCUGGAGAAGCUGGAGAAGGAGAAAGACGGGAAGAAGGAGCCAGCGUUUGACGCACAGGCCGAAUUCGCAAAACUCACCAGCACGCGUUCUGGAGGCGUGUACAUGCCCCCAGCGCGGCUGCGGGCGAUGCAGGAGGCGGCGUCGAAGGACAAGGCGAGUGCAGAAUACCAGCGGAUCUCGUGGGACGCGCUGCGCAAGUCCAUUACCGGUAUUGUCAACCGAGUCAACGUCGCGAACAUCAAACACGUCGUCCCGGAGCUAUUUCAAGAAAACCUCAUUCGUGGCCGUGGCCUCUUCGCCCGCAGCGUCAUGAAAGCCCAGUCUGCCAGUUUGCCGUUCACCCCGGUCUUCGCGGCUCUGGUGGCAAUCAUCAAUACCAAGUUGCCCCAGGUCGGAGAGCUGGUCUUGACAAGGCUAAUCAGCCAGUUCCGGCGCGCCUUCAAGCGCAAUGACAAAAUCAUCUGCCAUUCUACUACCACGUUCAUUGCCCACCUCGUCAAUCAGGCCGUGGCCCACGAAAUCAUCGCCUUGCAAAUCCUUGUACUCCUUCUGGAGCGCCCGACGGAUGACUCAAUCGAGAUUGCUGUCGGUUUCAUGCGAGAAGUUGGCGCUUUCCUCGCCGAGAACUCACCAAAAGCAAACGCGACGGUGUAUGAGCGCUUCCGUGCUGUCCUGAACGAGGGCUCCAUCAGCCACCGAGUGCAGUACAUGAUCGAAGUGCUCAUGCAGGUGCGCAAGGACAAGUACAAGGACAACCCCAUCAUUCCGGAAGGCUUGGACCUUGUCGAGGAGGACGAGCAAAUCACCCAUCAAAUCCAGCUGGAGGAGGAGCUGCAAGUUCAGGAGGGACUCAACAUCUUCAAGUUCGACGCGACUUUCCUUGAGAACGAGGAGAGGUACAAGCAGAUCAAAGCGGAGAUUCUGGGCGAAGGUUCAUCUGAUGAGGACGAAUCGGGGUCUGAGGAGUCGUCAGACGAGGAGGAAGAGGAUGAGGAAGCUGCGGAAGAGAAGCAAGGCAUCGAGGACAGGACACAAACCAAUCUCAUUAACCUCCGUCGUAUCAUUUACCUCACAAUCAUGAACGCGCUCAACUAUGAAGAGGCGGUACACAAGCUCCUCAAAGUGCAGAUCAAGGAGGGUCAAGAGAUCGAGCUCUGCAAGAUGAUCAUCGAGUGUUGCUCGCAAGAACGCUCUUACUCGACCUUCUAUGGUCUGAUUGGAGAGCGUUUCUGCAGGAUAAACCGCAUCUGGUUCGACUGCUUCGAGCAGGCGUUCCGCGAGUACUACGAGACAAUCCACCGAUACGAGACGAACCGGCUGCGGAAUAUUGCGCGUUUCUUCGGCCAUCUCAUCGCCACGGACGCGGUCUCCUGGAACGUACUCGACUGUAUCAAGUUGACUGAAGACGACACGACGUCCAGUUCCCGUAUCUUCAUCAAGAUUAUGUUCAACGAGGUUACGGAGAGCAUGGGCCUCAAGACGGUCGCGGAACGCUUCAAGGACCCCGAAGUCAAGAUGUCGUGCCGCAGCAUGUUCCCGAUGGACAACCCGAAGGACACUCGCUUCGCGAUCAACUACUUCACUUCCAUCAACCUGGGUGCCAUCACCGAGGAGAUGCGUGAGCAUUUGAAGAACGCUCCCCGCAUCAUCAUGGAACAGCGUCGCGCUAUGCUCGAGGCUGAAUCGUCGUCAUCGGACUCAGACUCGUCCGACUCGGAUUCUGACUCCUCGGACUCGGACUCAUCGUCCGCGUCGGAUUCCUCCGACGACUCUCGUCGAUCGCGACACCGUCGACGCUCGCCUUCGCCGCGCAGGAAGGAGAUCAAGCCUGCCCGCAGCGACUCGCGCACUCCUCCCCGCCGCGAUCGUCGGGGUUCACCCUCGCCCCCUCCGCGGUACCGCGAGAAGUCCCGGGAUCGCGAACGCGACCGAUAUGCGUCUCGCAAGGACUCUCCUCCGCGCCGUCGCGAUUCCCCUCGUCGCCGCGAGCCCUCUCCAGAUCGUCGCGCUCGUGAUCGCGAAUACGCCAAGGACCGCCCGCGCGUGCGUUCCCCUCCCCUCUCCCCGUCGCCCCCGCCUCGCUCUCGUCUCGAACGCCGGUCUCGUUCGCGUUCGUACUCCCCCCCGCGCCGAGGAAAAGAGACGAGACGCGAUGAUUCGCGUGACAGGGAUCUUGAGAGACCGAGAGACGAUCGCAGACGUCGUUCGGUAUCGAGGGAAAGGUAUAGCAGGCGAUGAGUGUGUGCUUUAGGAGGCUGAAUGGAAGGUCUCCUUGCUCUCGUUCAUUCUACUUUGUAUUCCGUGUUCCGUGUUGCGAUAUUUCAUGUAUGCUAUAUUGAUAUGGGUCGCC
This is a messenger RNA of Trametes versicolor FP-101664 SS1, 2587 nucleotides long. Its product is annotated as MIF4G-domain-containing protein. The record is from RefSeq and is a predicted model, not a curated record. Lineage: Eukaryota; Fungi; Basidiomycota; Agaricomycetes; Polyporales; Polyporaceae. Gene Ontology annotation, molecular function: protein binding; RNA binding. Bases 13 to 2475 code for a protein of 820 amino acids. Gene Ontology annotation, cellular component: catalytic step 2 spliceosome. The transcript is spliced from 7 exons. Gene Ontology annotation, biological process: mRNA splicing, via spliceosome.